AUGAACAACUCCGACCACACCCACUCACCCACGGGAUGCGCCCGCGUGGGGUGUUGUCUUGCAGAUGACUAGGCCGUUCGACCAUCACUUAAGCUCGGGAAUAACCACACUGCUUGUUCUCAAGAUGGCAAUGGAAAGAUACUACCUCACGUCACAAAUAAAUACAAGGAGAGGCAACAUGAAGAUUUGUCUUUGAAUGAUAAGUUUGUAUUAUUACCUUUCGGUAAAUUUAGAAGUGGAUGAAGAAAAAGAGAAGAAGGAAAAAAAAAAAAGGCCAGGGUGGUUUUCUAGAGGACAAAUAAAGUUUUUCCCUAGCCCUUUUUUUGAUGAAAAACAUCCCGUGUUUAUGCCCGUUUCCUUUACUCCAUGCGAAGGGUAUAAAUCGAUGCGCGAACCUUAUGGCCGCGGCAUGCAUGCUUUGUUUCGUCGGUGCACUCGGCUCCUCCAUCUUACACGCGGCAUCAUCUUGUCCAGAGUGCGGUGCGUCGGCCAGGGAAACUCCGCAACGGAAGGGCGGAAGGGCGGAAGCGCUCCGGCUUUUCACGCCGGUUUUGUCGGCUUCCGCCGGCGCCGCCCUACUCAUCCGGGUUUCCCGACGCCACGAUGUGCGGCAGAUCAUCCUGUCCGUAGCUCUGUGGCCGUGGACGGCGUCGACCGCGGCUCCUGUGGUUGAUACAACCAGACGCUUUCCCUAUACACCCAACACCCUCCACAGGCUGACCCGGCUCUGCCUGCGCCCGGUUCUA
Messenger RNA from Colletotrichum phormii, 746 nucleotides. RefSeq lists its product as uncharacterized. The record is from RefSeq and is a predicted model, not a curated record. Lineage: Eukaryota; Fungi; Ascomycota; Sordariomycetes; Glomerellales; Glomerellaceae. Bases 197 to 673 code for a protein of 158 amino acids. The transcript has a single exon.